Messenger RNA from Lutzomyia longipalpis, 3520 nucleotides. RefSeq names its product lutropin-choriogonadotropic hormone receptor (gene Lgr1). NCBI's taxonomy places the organism in Eukaryota, Metazoa, Arthropoda, Insecta, Diptera, Psychodidae. Gene Ontology annotation, molecular function: G protein-coupled receptor activity; protein-hormone receptor activity. The transcript is spliced from 16 exons. Gene Ontology annotation, cellular component: membrane. Bases 716 to 3199 code for a protein of 827 amino acids. Gene Ontology annotation, biological process: G protein-coupled receptor signaling pathway. The record is from RefSeq and is a predicted model, not a curated record.
UGUUAAAAUGUUUUGUGCUCUUCCCUGGAUUUUAUUAUUCGGUCUCUGCUAGAUAAAUCUCCACACAAUAGUUCUUGGUGCUGACUACAUACUGUGCUCUAUAUAAUUCGAUAGUUUUUUUUAUUACAAAAAAAACUAAAAUAAUUUUUCAUCGUUGAAAAAUAGUUUCUUUUUCAUUUGAUUUUUUUUUUGGUGAAAGAAUUUGAAUCAGUGAUUUUUCUACUUAUUCAAAUAGUUUCAACUUUGGUGAAAUAUCAACUAAAAAAAAAGUGAGAAAAAAGUUCAAAAAAUGAGAGGAGAAUAAUUAAGGAAUAACAGACAUAUUUCUGGCUACCAACGGAUUAAUCCCAAAGCAAGAGCCAGAUUAAUUUUCCAGAUUUCCCAACAUAAUUAAGUGUUAAAGUGAAAUUUCUCGAAAUUCUCAUUUAAUAAUUAAAUUCUGUGACUUUUAUGUGGUUUUUGUUUAUAGGUCGACAAACUCCAUCAAAUGACGCAAAAAAAUCUUCGUGAUAUCAAGUUGUAAAAGAAAAUAUGAACCUCCUAAAAGCUUCUCUGGAACUUUCACAGAAAAACGAUGAAAAGAUCUAAAAUCAUACAAAAUGGACAUGUUAAACAGCUGAGACAGUCAAAAUGGACAAGUGUGUGUAGUACCCAAGAGACUACUUAACAUUAAAAAAAAAAGCUUUCCCCGGUGUUGAAAAGAAACGGUGAAAAAAUGGUGAAGACAUUUGGGGUAGUAGAAAAAAUUUUCCACUUGAUUGUUCUGAGUGUUUUAUUUAUCGUGAAAUUAACUGUUUUGGACUGUUCUAUGUUUAACCUAUUAUCACCUACUAUGAGUGAUACAAACAUCACAAACUUCUAUAAAACAACAAUUUCAAGUGGAAUUGAGAGCUUCGAGACGAAGCAUAAUGGUGGUUAUGAGUUGCAGUGUUGGAAUUCAGUAAUUGAGGCCGAGCUUGAGUGCAGAUGCAGCGGGAGUUCAUUGCUGAGAAUACCCCAAGUUCUACCCGUCCACGUGCAGUCGCUCACAAUUGUUUCAGCUGGCAUCCCAAUACUUAGGGCAGUUGGGUUGAAGCUCUAUGCAAAUAGUUUGAGAGAUUUAACACUAAAUGAUCUGCCCAACUUUCGUGCCAUUGAGUCGAGAGCUUUUGAGAAUAUGCACCAACUUCGUACAAUAUAUAUUUCUCAAGCACCAAACUUGCAGUAUUUGUCAGCUGAUGUCUUUCAGGGGAUUUCAAAGUCACUGAAGACUCUAAGAAUCCUCAACUGUGGUCUCGAAAAAGUACCCGACUUGAGAUAUUUGUAUUCCGAUGUGAUUUUACAGAUGGUGGACUUGGAGGGCAAUCGUAUUUCUAAGAUAGAGGAAAAGUCUGUGAGAGUGAAGACUGAACAAUUUAUUCUCGACAAUAAUGACUUGACAACUGUAGAAAAUAAUGCAUUUGAGGGAUCAGAAAUUGCAAAGCUGAGCUUGAAAGGCAACACCCAAUUAAGGAAACUCCAUGACCUCGCUUUCAUGGGUAUUCUCAACAUUCAAGAAUUAGACUUGUCGAGUACAUCGCUUGAGGCCAUACCAACAGACGGGCUGGGAGGUCUUGAAAUUCUUCGAAUUCAAAAUACUCAUUCCCUUAAAGUAAUUCCAUCCGUGUACAACUUCAAAAGCUUACGAGAAGCAUGGCUCACACAUCAUUUCCAUUGCUGUGCUUUCAAGUUCCCAUCGCGACAUGAUCCACAAAAUCAUGCCAAGCGACAGAAGCACCUCUCGCUGUUGCAGAAGAAAUGCCAAGAGUACACCAAUCAGGAAUCCAAUACCGUGUCAGUGGAUGAGAAUACAACGUAUGAGUGGCAUGUGAGAGACCACCGAAGUGUUGAACCGCAACAUACUCCAUCCGACCGGCAGCACCAUCGUCCCGCUGGGGAUGUUGCUGCUUCCCACAGGGGGGAAGAAGAGUGGAAAUUAUCUGAUAAUUCAACAAAUAGAAUUUAUGAUAGAUUAGUGGUCAGCUCCGAGGGUGGCGACGCAAGCAAUUCAUUUGAGCACAAUGAGGGUGACUUUGGUAUCUUUCACGAUGAUUCAGCCGAUGUUUCACCCCACCUCCAGGCAACGUGCGGAAAUUUGACUCAAGAAAAAAUUGAUCAAAUCAAGUGCUUCCCCAUCCCCGAUGCCCUAAAUCCAUGCGAGGAUGUUAUGGGGAGCCAUUGGUUGAGAGGUUCCGUGUGGAUUGUCGUUCUUCUGGCUGUCUUUGGGAAUACAGCUGUACUUAUUGUUCUCUUCUCAAACAGAUCCGACGUCACUGUUCCAAAAUUCCUGAUGAGUAACUUGGCAUUUGCUGAUCUCUGCAUGGGCUUCUACCUACUGCUGAUAGCAGCAAUUGACGCUCAUUCCAUGGGGGAGUACUUUAACUUUGCUUUCGACUGGCAGUAUGGAUCGGGAUGCAAAGCAGCUGGAUUCCUUACCGUGUUCGCGAGUCAUUUGUCCGUAUUUACCCUCACAAUAAUUACAAUUGAGAGAUGGUUCGCCAUCACGUAUGCCAUUUAUCUGAAUAGACGUAUCAAAUUGAGAGCUGCCGCCAAUAUAAUGAUUGGUGGAUGGAUUUUCUCCAUUGUAAUGGCAGCACUACCUCUAUUCGGUAUUAGCAAUUACUCAUCAACUAGCAUUUGCCUCCCCAUGGAAGCUCGUGAUUCAUACGAUGUGUCCUACUUGAUCACAGUACUUGCAAUUAAUGGUCUUGCUUUUGCCAUAAUUGUCAUUUGCUAUGCUCAAAUUUAUUACUCACUGGGAAAGGAGACACGCCAAGCAGCGAGAAAUGCAUCCAGCGGAGAGAUGUCAAUUACCAAGAAAAUGGCUCUUCUUAUAUUUACAAAUUUCGCCUGCUGGAGCCCAAUUGCAUUCUUCGGUCUAACCGCCCUUGCUGGCUAUCCACUAAUUGAUGUGGCAAAAUCUAAAAUUAUUCUUGUAUUUUUCUACCCACUCAAUUCAUGUGCCAACCCCUAUUUGUACGCCAUCCUCACUAGUCAAUAUCGACGUGAUCUGUACAUCCUUCUAUCGCGAUGUGGCUUCUGCAAAAAACGUGCCAUGGAGUACAAAUUGACGUAUUCAGUUGCAACACAGAAUACAUUUCCACUCAUCGCCCGAAAUUCCAUUCCGGGAUGCCAGUCGCGAAAAAGCAGUCGUGGUAUUGCAUCAGAGGCUUACGUUUGAUAAUAAAAUAAUAAUAAAUAUUUUACGAACAAUAAUUUACCACAAAAUUGUAUUACAAAUUAGUCAUUAGAAAUUGAGCUAUCCAAACUAGCGAUAUGUUGCUUGUUUUUUUUUAGUCUAUCUGAUUGAAUUAUUGUGAUACUGAGUAUGUAACAAUUACAUCAAAUUUUUACUAUAUAUUGAAUCCUUUCUUUACACUUGAAAGGAAAUUAUAACUGUUAAAUUAAAAAUUAUUUUAAUUAUAUGGAAUUCUCAUUAACAAUGUUCUUAUUAAGUUUUUUGAGAUUAUUAAAAGAUUACAUCGAAGAGCUUGAAAGAAAA